UCAAAAAUCUGAUCUGAAGGAGAUCCGACUCAGACCCAAAUUUUUAUUUUUGUAUUAGGUUGUCUACUAUAUCGAAGCAAUAGCAUUUAAAUGGCGGCUUCAUUUUUUUGAUUUCGGCACUUUUCCAAGGCCUAUUGUUAAAACUGUUGGAAACUUCGCCAUGGUAAUCAGACUAUCUUACUCAUAGCUUAAACCAAAUGUUUUUCUUAUCAGCCUGCACUGAAUCUACAUGGUAAUUUUAUCACUUGCUAUUCAAGUUUGGAUCUGAAAUCAACUGUCUGGAAUUUACCUGCCAAGUAGUGCAUACAUUUUCAGAAUCGUUCAUCUUUUAAAAAUUGACUAAAUGGCGGAAGGUGAUGAUAGUGUGGCUCAUUUAGAGCGAGAUCUCAAAAGAUUUCUGGGCAUAACCAAAAAUGCCAACACGCCAAAAUCUUCAGAGUCUGUCCACAAGAAUCCUGACACAGUGCAUCAAGGAAGUUUGAACCAGCGUGCAGGAGCUGAUGGCUCUGAAGCCAAUAAAGUUUCCCAAGGAAAAAAUCAAGAGUCAACCCCAAAAGGACGUAAAACUCCACGAGUCAGGCACAGGAAAAGAAGUGAAGCCCUUUCAAGCUCUGCAAAUAUUGACGAUGCUGGAAAAGUAAGAGAAAAUGCUUCAGCAAGCACAGAAAAUGAUGGUGGACAAGAAAAGAAGAACCAUGCAUUAAACACCAAUUCUUCAAAGCAACAAAACCUCCCAAAACAGCCAACUACCAUCACAGGAUUCAUACGCGACCGUCGUUGGCACUUGGAUGACGAAUUAGCGAAAACUUCUCCCAGGAAAGGUACCAAAGUCUACAACCGGACCGCAAGCAACGAAGAGAUCCCUCACAAUUGGCGCCAACCUGCUCCUAAAAUUUACCAAGCGCCACGCAAGACCAUCAACCAAGUUUUGCGUCAAGAAAAUGGAACAGUUCCAGAGAAGCAAAGCUCUAGUCUUUCAGAAACUGUUUCUCACAACGUGAAAGAUCAAGCCCCAGUUGUUGACCAGAACCGCAAGGGACAAGGGGCCAAAGCAAGAUCCUUAGAAAAACUUCGCUCAAAGCAGGAAACUCAAAAGAAAGAACGUGUUGACUUAGCCCUUUUGUCAUCAGAAUAUGACGAAGUUCCGAAACACCUUCAAGAAUUGAAUUAUCCUACAGGAAUUGUUCCUUUGACUCCAUCUGUUGUGAGCCAACGCUCAGUCGUUUUACUUGGAGAGAAAAAGAGUGUCGCUCAAGAAGUUGAUGCUCGUGCUGAUGGCAUACAAAUUCCUCAUGCCGCUGUUCAAGAUGAAGAAGAGAUUGUCCAAAUUGUAGUCUUGCCGACACUUCCCCAACAAAAACGUAAGAAACCGGCCAAAAAUGAGAAGAAAGAUGAGCCCAAGAAAUCUGAUGAUGGAUCCAGCGAUAGUUCAUCUUCCUCAAGUGAAGAGGAACCAAAACCAAGACGGAAUGAAAUCCAGCAACCUCUUAUAUUCAAAAUUCGCAAAAACGAGCUUAAUCAAUUUCGUAAAAAGGGUGUUCUUCCACUGAAGCACAUCAGCCCGAAAUUUCCCAGAGCUGUUUUCCACUGUCGGCUUUGCAGUUUCCACAUCAGCAGCAUACCAGAAGUUUAUCGUCACACAAAAGACGAACGGCACGUCCGACUACAAAAACAAGAAAUGAGUCGCCAAACGGCUUCUCUGAUGCCUUCCCCACCACCUGAAAUCGUCGAAGUGGUUGGGCAAUUCAUCCAGGAUAUUUUUUUUUGUUCUGGUCUAACAAAGGAGGAUUUGGAGAAACGUGGGGUUGCCACUGAAAACCUAAGAAAAAUGAUUGAAACUGCUUUCCCCGGCUUCAGCAUCCGACCAUAUGGUUCUGUGGUUACAGAGCUUGGGCUGCGAGCUUCUAAUUCCAACGUUGGAUUAGUUGAAAUUUCUCCCGACAUCAAGAAGGAUGGAUUGCUCAUCAUAAAGAUACUGUCUUGGUUGCAAGGUCCCGCCUCCAACACAUUCCGAUACAUCAGUGACGAUCUAAAUUGUCGAACACCCAUCAUUCACUUUCAUUACGAGCAAAUGGGCGUUACCUUUGCCAUGGUGGUGGAGAGCGAGGCCGCUCAUAAAACGACCGUUCUUUUACAACAGUACCGAAUGAUUGACCCACGUUUCGCCGUCUUAACGGUUGCGUUUCGCACAUUUGCUCGCAUCUGUUGCCUGGAUCAGCCGGAAUUGGGGUCGUUACCUUCGCAUGCUUUUACUCUAAUGGUUCUGUACUAUCUCCAACAAGAUCAUGUUUUACCCGUUUUACACCAGCUGAAGAAAAGUGACGCUGAAGACGACUAUUUGACCGCUGCUGAAUUCUUUGAAAUGAAGGACAGGGGAGAGUGGAAACCCCGUGAAUUGACUCUCGGCCAACUUUGGCUGGGCUUGUUGAAAUUUUAUGCUUAUACCUUCACUCAUAACGAGCAUGCCGUCUGCGUUCGCUCUAUUGAGCCGUUGCUGCGAUCGACAAAGAAUUGGGGCAAUCGACGUAUUGCUAUCGAGGAUCCUUUUCAUGGGAAUGUCAAUAUGGGGGCAUUCAUGGCGACUAUUCAAACCUUCGAGUUCUUUAUUGAAUGCAUCCGCAAUAUAUUUCACUAUUUUUGGAUCCCUCAAACUGCCGACGGACCCCUUUUCGUCCAUCUUGUACUGCCCGGCGAAGCCAAAAAUGAUGAUCCACUGCAAUGCACUCCGGCGGAAGCUGUCGCCCGAAUGGCCGCCCUAAAAAAGGAAGACGUCAAAUGGGAUUUCCAACCGGAUAAAAUCCUUCGCUCGAAACGGCUGCCAGUUAUUUGCACCGUUUGCGGCGGCGACGGACACACCAAACUAAAGUGUACCGAGUUGGAAGUGCCAGAUGUCGGUUUCAUACCGCCACCCGACUUCAACUAUUUUGCGCUCCUAGACAAUGUGUGCUGGAAUAUUUUCCGCAACUUUGCGCAGAGGGAAAUUGAUACGAACAACAGACAAACCAUCCAAAAGGAGCUCGAAACGCAUAUUCGGACCGAGUACGCUGAUGCUGUUUUGUCAAUGUUUGGAUCAUCGUGCAACGGAUUUGGAUUCGCCGACAGCGACGUAGAUCUCUGUUUGACGUUCGAGUCCAACGAGGACGGCAAGGGCUUGGAUUUCGUUGCUAUCGUCAAGAAAUUGGCCAGAACUUUGAAGCGCAAUCGCUUUUUUUGCGACAUUGUUCCCAUAUCGUCGGCCAAGGUUCCUAUAGUGAAACUGCGUCACAGGCCCACUGGAUUGGAAUCGGAUAUUUCGUUGUAUAAUCAACUGGGUCGGCGUAAUUCGAAACUGCUCGCAACGUAUUGCGCAAUUGAUUCACGCGUUCGGAUCCUGGGAUACAUGGCGAAAUUGCUAGCCAAGCAGUGCGAGAUUGGCGAUGCAUCCCGCGGAUCGCUCUCUUCUUACGCUUACACCUUAAUGGUCAUCCACUAUUUGCAACAAGUCAAACCGCCCGUUAUACCCGUACUCCAAGAGAUCACGGUCGACGGUGUGGACCGGAAAAAGUACAUCGUCGAGGGUUGGGACACGUGGUUCUUUGAGAAUGCCCAAGAUUUGGGACGUGUAUGGCCACAUCACGGUGCCAAUCGCGAACCGCCCUCAACCUUGUGGCUGGGAUUCUUGCUCUAUUAUGCCAAGAUCUUCGAUUAUCGCUUGCAAGUUGUUUCCAUCCGACAGCUGCCACCGCUGUACCGUCUGGAGAAGAUGUGGACGGAUCGGCCUAUCGCGAUCGAAGACCCUUUUGACUUGAGUCACAAUCUGGGAUCGGGAGUAUCGCUUCGAAUGGGUGCUUACAUCCGUCGUGUUUUCGUGACUGCUCGUCGUUUUUUCCAGACUGCCGUCAGGGCACUGCCCCCAAACUUCUCGUCCUUGGAGGAAUACUUGUUCAACCCUAAAGUUUUGAUCUCCAACGGUCCACCACCAAACGACCGCGGAUGUUUAAUUUGCGGCAAAGUUGGACACAAGGCCAAAGAAUGCGAAAACCGGGGAAACCGAAACAGAGGCCAAGAUAAAAAUUCUCCCCAACAGCAACAGCAGCAGAGAGAUAAUCCGCAGAAUCCGGCACAGGAAGUGCAUAACAGAAAUAUGGUUCAGCAACGUGACAGGGGAGUAGGGCCUGGUCAGCCGCAUCAGCAGCAGAUGAACCGAUACAGACCUCAGCAGGGAUUCCACCAGUUCAAUCGUGAUAGGCCUGGGCAACAGCAGCCACAGGUCAAUAGGUAUAGACCAAUUCGACCAAACAAUAGACCUGGGGUGCCCCUGAACAGCAACGGGGAAAGGAUCUAUACGGCUAGACGAGAAAUUCCAGAUCCCAAUCAGCAAUAAUUAAAGGCUAAUUAUUUGAUGAAAAUUGAAAAGACUUAAGAUUUUUAGAUGACGAUUAACGAUACGGAAAUAUUGCUGUAGAUUUUGUUUCUUCUCCCCUUUUUUUGGUAAUUUUUAAGACUUUUUUUUAAACUGAUUUGAAAUUUUGCUUGACAGCUGUCACUUAGCACCCUGAAAAUUUUCUACCCAACGGAUUUCGAAAUUUUUGAUGUUGAUGAUUCAUGUUGAUUGUAAAUACUUUUUAAAUACAUUGGGUAUGACCAACUGUCAGAUGCGAUUAAUACCAAGUAAGUAUAGGUGAUUACAAUUUCUCUCUUUAUGAGCUCACCUUGGAAACCCUCCCUGCUAUCGUGGUUAUUAUUAUUUUUAAUUUCCUACUUUUUGAUCACAUGCCCAGGAAAUCAAAGUUCAAAAUGAUACGAUUCAAAAUUCGGACUAACCGACCAUCUAUAGCACGAGUACGAAAUUGUAGUUGGGUACAGCACAAAAUGUUGUAUGAAAUACGACGUUGUGCGAACGUUACAAAAAGAUGUAUCACAACAUAUCAAAUUUUAAAUAAUUAAAUUCAUGUACUUUUACUGGAUUCGGCGUAAACAUUUGCACUGCAAAUAAGUCUUCAUGAACCCUCAAGAUAUUGAAUUUGUGUUUAUAUAAUAUCGUAAAAGUAGUCCAUGUAAACAAAUGAGCUGAAUGAUUUAUGAUAUGAAGAUGCUGUGUGUACUUGUGAGAAAAGACAUUCAUUCCGAUUGAAUUUAUUGGGCAAUAAUAUUUAAAAAAACAUGUCAAAUUAGUCGUCAGACGAUUAAUAAUGAGAAUUGACUAAAUCAGAAAUGUAGGUCUGCCACACUGAGCAGUUAUUAUCUCAUCUCUCGAUUGAAAAUAUCGUGUUUUGAACAAUAAAAACAAGGUUUUAUUUUUCAAUGGGGAGAAAGUUUGAUAAUGGAAAGAGACGCCAUGUGCCAGACAGAAACAAGAAAAAAAUAAGCCGUGCCAUGAGAGAAUUCUAAAAAAUCCCCCCUUUAUAUAUUUUUGAAAAACAUUCAUUUCCUCCCAUCCCAACCAACCACCCGCCUCAAGGUGCACACACAGGCACAGGCCGCACAGCGAUGAUGACCCCAUUGCAAUGACCAGCUGACUAAGUCGACUAGCGGGAAUCGAGCCAACUAUUUCUCAGUCGAGAGUCGACUCCAGACCGCCCGAGUUGUUUUGUCUGUGUGUGCUCGGCCAGCCAUUGAGUUGCUAAAAAGCAGCCAGCGCAGUGUUGUUUGUUGACUUCGAGUUGUAUCACCCCACCUCGUCCCUGUGUAUGUGCAGUGUGUUGUUGUACGAGAAAACCGUUUUUCUGAAAGCCACUCGUCUCACUUUCGUUCAGUUUGUUUCAUUCGACAACUCUUGUUCUUACCAGAAAAACAUUUUCACACAGCUAAUAUAUAAAAUGGAUUCACUUCGAGAACAAGUGAUGAUCAACCAGUUCGUCCUCGCUGCCGGAUGCGCCCGGGAACAGGCUAGACAACUGUUACAAGCAGCACACUGGCAAUUCGAGACGGCCUUAAGUAUUUUCUUCCAAGAAGUCAGUGUGGCCAACUGCGGAGGAGGCGGCCAUGCCCAUCACCUCCAUUACAAUCAGUUAUGUACGCCAGCCAAUACGCCAGCGACACCCCCGAAUUUCCCUGACGCCCUGGCCGCCUUUGCCAAACUCUCAGCUUCAGAUAAAUACGGUACCUCGCCAGGGAUCUAUUCGACAUCACCGAACCCGACAGCGGCCUACCUCACCUCCCAGCACAUGCACGGCUACGGUGCCCAACAGAUGCCUCUGCAGCCCCAACAGCAUCAACAGCAAGCCGGCCAUCGGUCGACUUAGAUGUUGACCGCGUCUAUAUUUUGUUUUCUUCUUCUUUUUGUUUUCAUUGGUUGGCAUGUCAACUAAAAACCACCACCCACACGCAGACAUUAUACACCUCAUUAUUGCAAAAAGAGUUUCAAAGGAGCAAAAGUAGCAAGACGACUAGUUUUGAUUUUGACAACAGUUCAUAUUUACCUCUAUCCACCACCCCCAACCCUCCUCACUCUCUCCCAGAUCUUCGGGCAUAAAUUUGGCAAAUAGACAACAAAAAAAGGAAAAGACAUCGAGAAGCCAAACUAAUCAUUCGCGAUGGGACAAGGAAGAAGAUAAAUCCUCUUCGAUCUCAUUCCCCCCCCACCCCUACUACACUUUUUUUCUCUCUCUCUUAAUUCUUGUGUAACUAUAUAUAAUAAUAAUAACUAAGCGCUGGAAAACAAAAUACCAACCUCACACACACAUGAUGUUGCUGUUGUUGUUGCACUUUUGCUGUCAACUUCACAAUCCUCACACCGAAAACACUUGUAGUAACCCCCCCACCAUCCCGACAUUUCACGCGCGCUGGAUCGUGUCUCUUUUUGUUUUCCUCUUUAGUUUCUCGUAUGUAAAUGUAAAAAAAAAAAAAAAAAAAAAAAUAACUUUUUUUUUUCUUGUGUGUGUUAACGAUCUAGCAAAAAUUCGGAUCCAUUUUGGUUCAUUUCUCCUCGUCCUAAUUUAAAAAAAUUUAAAAAGAGAAAAUUGGAAAAAAAAAAGUUUGCGAAUUUUUGUUUUUUAAAACAAGAGAAAAGAGACACGAGAGAAGAAAUUUAUACCUGGUAGUCUUCAAAUUUUGUUGUGGUUAAUUAUAUAAAUUCGUGUGUCAAUUGAUUGUAGGCCUGUUUUCUUGAAAGGGGGAAAUGCAUGGCGUCUUGAUUUUCUUUGA
This is a messenger RNA of Daphnia pulicaria, 7125 nucleotides long. Its product is annotated as terminal uridylyltransferase 4-like. The transcript is spliced from 15 exons. The coding region runs from base 344 to 4363 and encodes 1339 amino acids. NCBI's taxonomy places the organism in Eukaryota, Metazoa, Arthropoda, Branchiopoda, Diplostraca, Daphniidae. Gene Ontology annotation, molecular function: nucleic acid binding; RNA uridylyltransferase activity; zinc ion binding. The record is from RefSeq and is a predicted model, not a curated record.